GUUCUCUUGCAUGGGAAUAUUUUAAUAUCAGAUACUCUCCGCCCGAGGUUUGAAAUGAAUGUGUCAGUGUGGGUGGUGAUGAUGAUGUGUUCUCUUACGGUCGAUAAGAAAAUUAUGUAAAGUACCUAUAUAAAUGGAACUGUUUGCUAAUUCAAAAAGAUGGAAAUCUAAUGGUGACAUAUCCAGAAAGGAAGACUUAUCGUGCAUUAGUAAUAGCUCGAUAUCAAAACGUAAACAUAAAGUGCCAUUAAUGGGUAAAACCGUCUUAUUAGCCAAACAUGCGAAUAUUACUGUUAUGCAGCAUGUUAACGAGUCGGAGAUAAUUACCAAAUUAGUGUUAGAAAAAUUUAAGAACAUUUUAGAUCGUCACCGGCAACGCAGUGAGCUUCGGGCUAAACAUCGCGUGCAAACUAAAUUUGAUGAAGAACUGAUGGAAGAACAAGAAGUCGAAGAUUCUCCCAACGUUACCUUAACUCGGGACGAGCCAAUUAUAGUGGUGGAAAGCGCACCAGCUUCCGAAAAAUCCUCGUCGGACGAUGACGCGGAAGCGCCGGAAGAAAAAGCCGAAUACGACGUUCAACAAUUUUUAUUCGACGCCUUAGGGGGAGAGCUGCAUAAUUAUCCCAGUAACUCUGAAGUUCAAAGUGACCUUCACAAUUACAAUUAUAACGACGACUUCAGCAUAGGAACUUCAAACAUAUCUACAUUAUUAUCUAAAUCCAACAGUUCAUAUAGCCACUUCUCGAGAAAAAUGCGCCGCUGUAACACUUACGCUUCUUCGACCAUGUACGACAAGGUGACAAUUGACGAUGAUUCCAUACAUCCUGAGGAUAGCAAAGCAGCACAAUAUAUAAGCGAGGCCGCUAGACAGCAUCACAUAAUCAUCCAGGCAUCAAAAGCUCUAAAUUUGUGCCUCAGUUGCAAGGAAUUCAAAGCGAGUACUGAAUAUGCAGAGGCAGAAAGGAUACUUCUAUUGGCCAUUGAAAAGAGAGAAGCUGUGCUGAGAGAACUGAAAAUGGUGGAAUACGAAGACCUAACUGAAGACUGUUACAGUGUCGGCCAUGUCAAAAUUGGUAAUUUACUGUUUCACCCCAUCCGGACAGGUAAUUUAAAAACGAAAUUGAUAACACAAUGCUUCUUUGCGAUUGCAAGUUGUGGUCCACACGUCCUAGCUACGGAAAUAGCCAAACUGGAUGACCAAAAUCGGAUAAACUUCAAUAAGUGCUUUAUGUUUGACUCUCUACCAUCAGAUUUUGAAAUAAUAAUCAAGUUGUAUUAUUUAAAUAUUCUGAAUGCUAAGCGAUUAGCAAAGACGGAUACAACUAUGUGCCCAUCCCCGAAUCACAUACUCGGGUUUUACAAGAAGUCUGAGACCAGAAGUAGGAGGCUCUACAGUUAUGAACGCCGGGAACCUUCCUUUAAUUUAUACGGCGCAGCUAAAGUUGUUAUUUCGGACUUGGCACAGUGUACCUUCAACUUGACGAACUGUAAUGAAUCACUGGGUAGCGUUGAUUUACAAAUCACCAGUUCAAUAGAACUUUCCUUGACGCACAAGGGAUUUCUAACUAUAGGUUCAGAAGCUGGCGGGCUGGCUGUGUGGAAUAGGCGCUGGUGUUUGUUAGACGGUAGUGUAUUAAAGUACUGGAAUUAUCCUCAAGACAGUGACUUUAGUGAACCGGUUAAUACCAUUGAUCUGAGCUACUGUGUUAUUUCUUCUAUUUCGAGAGCCAAUCGCGAAUUAUGCGCCAGGCCUCGGACACUAGUCAUAGAAACUGGACGACCAUCAAAUUCUGAUGCAACCCCUUACACCAUAACGAGGCAUUAUCUAUCUGCAGAUAGCGUUGAAGAGAUGGAAACGUGGGAAAGACUUUUAAAUUACGUUUUAUCGUCCCUUAGAAACUGGAAUUGCAUGAAUUUCCAGUUGAACUGUAAAAGUGAAAUGUUUUAGCAAGUUUUAUUGGACCAUGCGACGUAUGACGACACAUGUUUUUUAAAAGUUUUUAUUAAAGAAUAUAUUUUACAUGUUAAAAACUUGCAUUAUGCGGUAGACUUUCUGUUACUUCUUCUUCAUUGUCUUUUCUUUCUUUCCAUUUCUCUUAUUCUUUGUUAAACACAGGUGAAGUUUAUAGA
Photinus pyralis (common eastern firefly) is the source of this 2130-nucleotide messenger RNA. RefSeq names its product anillin-like. Gene Ontology annotation, biological process: actomyosin contractile ring assembly; mitotic cytokinesis; septin ring organization. Bases 134 to 1948 code for a protein of 604 amino acids. Gene Ontology annotation, cellular component: actomyosin contractile ring. Lineage: Eukaryota; Metazoa; Arthropoda; Insecta; Coleoptera; Lampyridae. The record is from RefSeq and is a predicted model, not a curated record. The transcript has 4 exons.